Molecule: messenger RNA, 2458 nt
Organism: Macadamia integrifolia
Lineage: Eukaryota; Viridiplantae; Streptophyta; Magnoliopsida; Proteales; Proteaceae
Product: nucleolar protein 10
Biological process (GO): maturation of SSU-rRNA from tricistronic rRNA transcript (SSU-rRNA, 5.8S rRNA, LSU-rRNA)
Cellular component (GO): 90S preribosome; nucleolus; small-subunit processome
Molecular function (GO): protein binding
Source: RefSeq, a predicted model, not a curated record
AUAAAAAAACCACGAUUCACACACACAAAUCGCAAGGGUUUGCACUUCACAAAGAACUGAAGAGUGAAGAAGAAAGAACCAGCCGACGGCGAGCCUUCCUCCUUCGAAUCUUGCUACGGCGGCGAGGAUUCUUCUCCGGCAGCCUCCGGCGAAGCUUCGUACCCUCCUCUCCAGAAAUAACAAGAAGUAGAAGAAAAGUGUAUCAUGGCUUAUGAGGGAAGCAAUCUGAAGUCCACCUCCAUUAAUGGCGUAAAGAUGUAUUCUGUGUCGGGCCAACGUUCUAUGGCCACUUGGCUUCCACCCAAGAAGUUGAGAGCUCUUCGCAAAGACAAAGACUACAUUCAAAGGCUCGACUUGAUCCAGGACUUGAGGUUCGUGACUGCCACAAGUAAAAUUAAGGUGUCUCCUGAUGGAGAAUAUCUUAUUGCAUCAGGUAUUUAUCCACCGCAAGUUAAAGUGUAUGAGCUACGAGAACUAUCGCUGAAGUUUGAACGACACUUGGUUUCUGAAAUAAUAAAUUUUCAGGUGUUAGCUGAUGAUUAUUCUAAGAUUGCAUUUCUAUGUGCCGAUCGCUCUGUUUGCCUACAUGCAAAAUAUGGAAGUCACUAUAGCUUACGGAUUCCAAGGAUGGGAAGAGAUAUAGCUUAUGACUGCUGGUCCUGUGACUUGCUCUGUGCUGCUUCUUCUUCAGAUUUGUACAGAAUUAAUUUGGAACAGGGUCGUUUCUUGUCAUCGCUCAACACACAAUCUCCCGCAAUAAAUGUUGUUUCUCGGAGCAAGCUUCAUGGGCUAGUUGCUUGUGGUGGUGAGGAUGGUGCAGUUGAAUGCUUUGACACGAGGACAAAAUCUUCAGUUGGAAGAAUUAAUGCUGUUACGCCUGCUGGUGACAUUGAUCAGGAGGUUACCGCAUUAGAGUUUGAUGAUGAUGGGGGUUUUCUCAUGGCUGUUGGAAGUAGUGCUGGAAAGGUAUUGAUCUAUGAUUUGCGUUCUUCUUAUCCUAUUCGAGUCAAGGAUCACAUGUAUGACAGCCCCAUAUUGGAUAUUAAGUGGCAUCGCACUCUUAACUCUGAACGGUCAAAGUUGGUUACUACAGAUAAUCAUAUUGUUAGGAUUUGGGACUCUGAGACGGAAAUCCUUGGCGGAUCCAUUUGCAUAUGAUGCUUAUAUAGAGCAGCGGAAGCAAGAGAAGCUGGACGCUGAACGUGCAUCUAGAAUUACGAUCAAGAGGAAAUUACCUAAAGUCAACCGCGCCCUUGCUGCUCGUAUUCUUGAAAAUGAAGAAGCUGAAGGUGAAGUAAAAGAUGUUGAUGCUGCUGACACAAAGAAAACAUCAAAGAAAAAGAAGGGAUUAAACAGUGAAGUGCUGAAGGAUGAGCGUUUUUCAGCUAUGUUUGAAAAUAAGGACUUUGAAGUUGAUGUGUUCUCCCAAGAAUAUGUAUCUUUACAUCCUAUGGCUUCCACCAGUAAGCGACCUUCAUUAAUUGAGGAACAUUUUGAGCCAGUUAUGGGAGAAGAGAGAGGUAUAAAUGACUCGGAUGCCUCAGCUGGGACUGAGUCAUCAGAAGAUGAGCUCAAUGAAGACAGAAGUAAAGUUCAAAAGAAGACAUCACGGGUUCCAAGGCUGUAUGAAGUGAAGGAUGAGCGACAUGCAGAAGCCUUCUGGAACUGCGUGUCACUUGCAAAGGAGGAUGCUCUUCCUAUGGGAGAAAGAGUGGCAGCUUUACAAGAUCAGCAAGUUUCUGGUGUCCCGGGUAAUGUAAAGUUCGGACCUGGUGGGUCACGAGAGAUCUCCUUUAUUUCCAGAUCCUCCGCCAAAUACAAGGAGGACAAGGAAGAGGAACGAGAAGGAAAGAGAAGAGGAAUCCAAUCCUUAGGCCUGAAAUCUGAUAGAUCAGAUUUUCAGGGUCGAGGUCGAGGUCGAGGUCGAGGUCGAGGGCGAGGGCGUGGUGGUAGAGGGAGAGGAGGCAGUGGAGGUAGAGGGAGAGGAGGCAGCCGCGGGAGGAGUAUGGGAAGAGGCAGAAGGUGAAUCCAAUAUGAAUUCACGUUUGGGUUCAUCAUUGUCUUCCAUCAUAGCGGGGCUCACCUGUGCAUCUUUCAGUAAUGGGUAAUGGUUUCUGGGAGCAUUGCCACGCUUUCUCAACUGGUACCUUUGAUCUUUUCUACUGAUCAGCAUCAUUCGGAAUUUUUUGUGUAGGUUUUAGGAUAAUGAGCUGUUGUAGUUUUGAUUUAUUUAGGGAUAUAUUUUCUGCUGCUCUGGUAUUUAUUGUUAAUUAUUCCAGGCAGCUCCUCUAGCUGUGUGUGCAGAUUUUUAUUUUUCUGUUCAUGUUUAGAGUGGUAGAAUUGCAUUUGAUUACAUGAGGGAAGACGUGCUUUCGAGUUAGAAAGAAACAUAGAUGUUUAUAGAUGUUUUUGCAAUUGCAAUGCAAAAUAAUGAAAACACUUCUAUACUUAUUUAUUU